AUGUCAAACAAAACGCAGCAGCAGUUGGAGCAUCACAGUACAUUGUCCACAAUCCGCACCAAGAUAGGACUUGCACCAGAAGCCCCAAUUCUUGAUGAGCAUGAUGUCCAUGAACAUCUGACAUGGAGUUCUGUCAGACACAUCUUUCGAGAACCAUUCGCCGAGUUCUUUGGUGUGUUCAUAAUGGUCUUGUUUGGCGACGGAAGUGUGGCUCAAGUACUUCUCAGCACAGGAGAGAAGUCUGCACCAGGAGGAAAUGGCUUUGGACAAUAUCAGAGCAUCAGUUGGGGAUGGGGACUUGGCGUCAUGCUCGGAAUCUAUGUUGCAGGCGAUUCAGGAGGCUUUCUCAAUCCCGCUGUAACAUUCUGCUUCUGUCUGUUUCGCAAACUGCCCUGGCGUCGCUUUCCCAUAUACUUCCUCGCCCAAUUCCUUGGUGGGUUCGUUGGCUCGGGUGUUGUUUACGCAAAUUACAUCAAUGCCAUCAACUCUCUCGAAGGCCAUGGCAUCAGAACUGUUCCUCCAAGUACGACUGCGACAGCUAGUAUCUUUUGCACAUACCCCCAGGCGUUCAUGACCAAGGCGAGCCAAUUCUUUAGCGAAUUCAUUGCGAGCGCCAUUUUGAUGUUCGUCAUAUUUGCAUUGAAGGAUGACAGCAAUCCAGGCGCGAUGGGUAAGACGGGCGCGGGGCAGAUGUUCCCGCUCGCGUUGUUCUUUUUGAUCUUCGGGCUGGGGGCAUGUUUUGGAUGGGAGACAGGCUAUGCCAUCAAUCUCGCUCGAGACUUCGGUCCUCGUCUCAUGUCAUACAUCUUGGGAUACGGUCACGGAGUUUGGAGCGCAGGGGGUUACUACUUUUGGAUUCCCAUGGUAGCACCGUUUUGCGGGUGCACAUUCGGCGCUGUGUUGUACGAUGUGUUUGUGUAUACGGGACCAGAGAGUCCUAUCAAUUCGCCAUGGUUGGGAUUCAAGUACCUCCUCACCGGUGGAUAUUGGAGGAAGAAGAAGGAUCAGGAGAAAUAUGACGUCUAA
Mollisia scopiformis is the source of this 1026-nucleotide messenger RNA. Its product is annotated as aquaporin. The transcript is spliced from 3 exons. The coding region runs from base 1 to 1026 and encodes 341 amino acids. NCBI's taxonomy places the organism in Eukaryota, Fungi, Ascomycota, Leotiomycetes, Helotiales, Mollisiaceae. Gene Ontology annotation, molecular function: water channel activity; glycerol channel activity. Gene Ontology annotation, biological process: glycerol transmembrane transport; water transport. Gene Ontology annotation, cellular component: plasma membrane. The record is from RefSeq and is a predicted model, not a curated record.